AUGUCUCUCACGAUCUUCUACCAGAAGGCAAACAUUGGCUUGGUGGCAGUCUUAGCCCUACUUAUCGCGCUACUCUCGAGUCAGGUUGCAGCUCUUCAGGCGCAAACAUGUGCCAAUCACUUCUAUGCUGAUGCUAAUCCUCAUAAACGGCACACCGUCUCCUGUGUGGACGCUAAAGGUGUAUAUCACAGUUGUUACAAUGAUAACUGCCACGACCUGAAAACUGGUGCCAAGUUCGAUGAUCCGACAUCAGGCGGUGAUCCGACAUCAGAAUUCAUGUUCCGCAAGUGCUAUAACGGGGCCCUAAAUGCGUAUCCACUUGCAGUAGCUCCAAUACAAUAUUUCCAGUACCCCAAAUAUGUUGCUGUCCAAUCUCGCGAUGAUGGCCAUUGGUAUAACUGCGACCACUCAGCUGACGAGGUCAACUCGCACGUACUUUACUGUCCCUCGUGUAUAAGCUAG
Molecule: messenger RNA, 462 nt
Organism: Puccinia graminis f. sp. tritici CRL 75-36-700-3
Lineage: Eukaryota; Fungi; Basidiomycota; Pucciniomycetes; Pucciniales; Pucciniaceae
Exons: 5
Coding region: 1-462 (153 amino acids)
Source: RefSeq, a predicted model, not a curated record